Messenger RNA from Myxocyprinus asiaticus (Chinese sucker), 1403 nucleotides. Its product is annotated as transmembrane protein 243-like. The transcript has 6 exons. Bases 474 to 851 code for a protein of 125 amino acids. The record is from RefSeq and is a predicted model, not a curated record. Lineage: Eukaryota; Metazoa; Chordata; Actinopteri; Cypriniformes; Catostomidae.
UUUUUGUUGUCUUUUCUUAUUCAAUUCAUGAAUAAGAUAAACAAUAUAACCCGCGUGGCCCUUUAAGCAAACGACACUUCCGGUUCCAUCAUCUAAUCGUUAUGUACUGUGCUCGUUUGAAGUCAUGCGGAUAAUACUCUGAUCAGAAAAAAACCCCAGUGUGGUCAGUAACUCUAACUGUUCCAUAACCAGAGUUGAAACAUAAUCUGGAGAUCUUCAUUGUCUUUCAUCCUUGGAUAUUGAUCUAAAUGAGCUGCAUCUUGGAUUCUGAGCCAUAUCUCCAUCAGCACAUAGGAUGAAGAUUCAUCUCAGAUCCUAAGGUAUCUCAACCAUGACAUUAUCCUGCUUCUAAAUCUCGACCUGAUUAGCAAAACCCAACCAAGAAAGGAGCGAGCAUGCACUGCCGAUCUCCACUCAAGAGGGGACACUGCAGGUAGAAGAUUUUGGGGAAGGGCUUGUGCAUUAAACUUGCCAUGGAUGACUUCACGACACGCACCUAUGGCACCAGUGGCAUGGACAACAGACCUCUGUUUGGGGAGACAUCAGCCAGGGAUAGAAUCAUCAAUUUAAUAAUCGGUGGACUGACGUCUUUACUUGUUCUUGUGACCACAAUUAGCUCAUUUGUCUUCCCCUCACUGCCUACCAAGCCAUUGAACAUUUUCUUUGCCGUCUGCAUCAUGCUAGUCUGUGGGUCAGUGUUGGUUCUGAUAUACUGGUAUAGGCAGGGAGAUUUGGAGCCCAAGUUUCGCAACUUGAUCUACUACAUGCUCUGUUCCAUCGUUCUGUUGUGUAUUUGUGCCAACUUGUACUUUCAUGACGUGGGACGUGACAAACAUAGUGAUGCCUUAUAAAACUGUUACCAUGGAAGCUGUUCCAGUCUCAGGAAUGUUCAUCAUUAUGUGGGCACUGUGGGCAUACCCACAUAACCACACAUGAGUUCUUGAAUCAGGAGAAUACAUUUUCCUACAAGAUGCCUACAAUUUUGGGGCAGGGCCAGUCUGCCUUUAGGAGCCAUAUUAGUGGACUAAAUAUAUAAGAAAUGCAAAUAUGUUAAUAAUGAGUAGCACUCUGGGAUGUCAUGCACAAGUUUUGCACCCUGAACGCUGUACACAGCUUACAAACCUAUAUGCCAAUGUUUUAAAAACAAGCCAUGGCAGUGUAAUGCAUAAUGCUUUUAUAUUUGUACACAACACACCUAUGGUACAUUCCUGAUUGAGAUUUAUUUUGUAUUUAAAUUAUUAGAAAAGCAAUCUUGAUUAAAUCAGAGCACUUGAUUAAAGACUGUAAGCAGAGUCUUUUGUAAAUGCUGCUUUUUUCUUUUUCUAAAUAACUGCACUCUGUUAUUUGAUAUGGUGAAAACCUUCAAAUUAGUGUCAUUGGCCAUUUAUUAUUUGAAUUUUAUG